This is a messenger RNA of Aspergillus neoniger CBS 115656, 420 nucleotides long. RefSeq lists its product as uncharacterized. The record is from RefSeq and is a predicted model, not a curated record. Lineage: Eukaryota; Fungi; Ascomycota; Eurotiomycetes; Eurotiales; Aspergillaceae. The transcript is spliced from 3 exons. Bases 136 to 324 code for a protein of 62 amino acids.
CUUGGCUUGUUUUUCUCACCUCCCAGGAUCAUGUCUUGAUCGUUUUGUUCAUCAUCGAAGUUUGAAAGCCAUCUCGCUCAAUACCACAAAAGGCCCUUUGUUCGUUGAAAGAAAUAACGCCCACCACUAACUGAGAUGUCGUCCACCUCCACUCUCAUAUCCGCAGUAGGGGUCGUGUGGAGAUAUGCCUGGUUUCUGGCGUUUCGUCCAUUGGCCAUCCUCGUGCUGACGGGUGCAACCAUAUCCCUUAUUCGAUCUGGUGUCUCACUUUGCAAGGAUAUUCCCUCUAUGGCCUAUGAGAUAUUCAUGUGGUUCACCUCCUAAUGUGAUAGGAAGGGGUUGUGUUAAUACCUGUAUUACGUACUGGAGCGAAGGUAUCUUGGCGUUGAUGAUUUGUCAUGGUUGCAUGGUUGCAUUGUG